Molecule: messenger RNA, 3135 nt
Organism: Thunnus maccoyii (southern bluefin tuna)
Lineage: Eukaryota; Metazoa; Chordata; Actinopteri; Scombriformes; Scombridae
Gene: msh4
Product: mutS homolog 4
Exons: 20
Coding region: 186-3008 (940 amino acids)
Biological process (GO): mismatch repair; reciprocal meiotic recombination
Cellular component (GO): nucleus
Molecular function (GO): mismatched DNA binding; ATP binding; ATP-dependent DNA damage sensor activity
Source: RefSeq, a predicted model, not a curated record
UCAAUGGCACUUGGCGUUCACUGACAUGCGCAGAUGCUACCUGCUGGUGAGGAUGAUCGCGCGCUAAUGUUUCCAGUACAUUUGUCAGUUAGCAGACAGAGGCCUUAUUCAGCUGUCGUCACUAGCAUAUUAACAUUAUUUUAAAGUUGCACACAUGGGUUGGGUGAUAAGUGCGAGGUUUUAAAAUGUUUCGUAGCAGCACAGAGGAGGUAACCAGCGACAGUACCUCACAGUAUGGACAAACCUGGCCGGUGUCGCCAGCUGACAGAAACGGACUCAACGACAGUACAUCGUACGGUCCGGCUUCAGCUUCCUCAAGUUCAUCCCGCCAAAGUUUAGAUGAAGGCAGCACGAGCUCCAGCCAUGGUCCAACACUCCCCCCAGCAGCCUCAGGUCAGUUCCACCACAGCUUCAGGUCAGGCAAGACAAAUGCAUCACUCCUUGCCUGUACUUCAGACAGCUCCUCCUUCCGCAGCCGUGGAGGAACACCAAGACUCAGAAGGACCCCUGGGUCUGCAGGGGCCACAGGCACACAUCCUGCACGGACACCACUGACUGAUCACACCGCAACAACUUGCUCCACUGCGACUCCAACUUCUGGUGCAUCUGUGAUUGUGGCAGUGGUCGAAGGGCGCGGUUUGGCCAGGGGAGAGAUUGGCAUGGCCAGUCUCAACUUGAAAUACCCAGAGCUUGUUCUCUCUCAGUUUGCAGACACUGGGACUUAUGCCAAGGUCAUAACCAAGGUUCACAUCUUGGUGCCAAUGGAAAUACUGAUGCCAGACACAGCCAGCGAGAAGGGGAAAGGGACAAAGCUGUUCAACCUCAUCACCGAGAACUUCCCGGGUGUAGCUUUCACUGCAAUCCAAAGGAAGUAUUUUAAUGAGAGGAAAGGACUGGAGUACAUUCAGCAGCUGUGUGCUCCAGAAUUUGGCACCGUCAUCAUGGAAGUGCAAGCUAAGUAUUAUUGCCUAGCAGCUGCAGCUGCUUUGCUGAAGUACUUAGAGUUCAUCCAGAACUCUGUCUACGCUGCCAAGUCUCUCAAAGUGAGCUUUAAAGGGAGUGAACAGACAGCCAUGAUUGACUCAGCAUCUGCCACUAACAUGGAGCUGGUGAUCAAUAAUAGAGACCACAGGAGUGAGCAUACUCUUUUAGGGGUACUAAACCACACAAAAACACCUGGUGGUGCUAGGAGGUUGCGCUCCAAUAUACUAGAGCCUCUGGUUGAUGUGGACACAAUCAACAUACGCUUGGACACAAUACAAGAGCUGCUGCAGGACGAGGAGCUCUUCUUUGGCUUGAAGAAUGCCAUAGGUCAUUUCCUUGACAUCGACCAGCUGCUUUCUGUUCUUGUCCAAAUCCCAAAGCAGGAAACGGUUCAGGUUGCCGAAGCAAAGAUUACACAUGUCAUUCAGCUGAAACACACAUUAGAUCUCGUACCACGGUUAAGGAUGGUGCUGAAGAACUGCAACACAGCUCUGCUCAAGGCAUACAGCACCUCACUAGAAGACAACAGAUUCGACAUGAUCCUAAAGCAGAUCAAGACAGUAAUUAAUGAUGAUGCUACCUACCUGAAGGGGAGCCUGAACAUGCGCACCCAGAAGUGUUAUGCUGUACGCCCCAACAUCAAUGAGUUCCUGGACAUUGCCCGGAGAGCUUACACCGAGAUCGUGGACGACAUUGCAGGACUAGUGAACCAGAUGGGGGAGAAAUAUGGCUUGCCAAUGCGUACUAGCUUCAGCACAGCUCGAGGUUUCUUUAUCCAGAUGAAGCUUGAAGGAGUGGUCUUACCUGAGGGGAAACUCCCCUCAGAGUUCAUCAAGGUGUUACCGUGUGUGUGUGUGUGUGUGUGUGAACAUCUGUCACCUCAGGUAACCAAGCACAGGGACAACUAUGGCUUCACUACCGUGGACGUGAUGAAGAUGAAUGACCGCUGUGAUGAGGCCCUGAGGGAGAUCUUUCACAUGUCCUAUGUGGUGAUAUGUCAACUGCUCAGCACUAUCCAUGAGCACAUCCACUGCCUUUACAAACUUUCUGAUGCUGUGUCUAUGCUGGACAUGUUGCUGUCACUGGCAAAUGCAUGCACCAUCUCAGACUAUGUGCGUCCAGAGUUCACAGACACGCUGGCCAUCAAGCAGGGUCGUCACCCCAUUCUGGAGCGACUGGUUGGACAGCAGCCUGUAUCGAACAAUAGCUACAUCUCCGAGGGCAGCAACUUUGUCAUCAUCACUGGGCCCAACAUGAGUGGGAAAUCCACCUAUCUCAAACAGGUGGCGCUGUGUCAGAUCAUGGCCCAGAUAGGCUCUUUUGUCCCUGCUGAGUAUGCCUCUUUUCGUGUCGCAGACCAGAUUUUCACCAGAAUUGGUGUGGAUGACGAUUUUGAAACUAACUCUUCCACCUUCAUGUUGGAAAUGAAGGAGAUCUCUUACAUAAUCCACAAUGUAAGUGACAGAUCCCUCAUCAUCAUAGACGAGUUGGGGCGUGGUACCAGUGCUGAGGAAGGCAUCGGCAUCUGUCAUUCAGUUUGUGAGUUCCUCCUUAGCCUCAAGGCGUUCACCCUGUUUGCCACACACUUUCUUGAGCUGUGCCAACUGGAAUCUCUUUAUCCCAAUGUGGAGAACCAGCACAUGGAGGUUCAGCACACGCGCAGUGGUGAAACUGGUGCCGAAAGUGUGUUGUUUACACACCUGCUGAGUCGAGGAUGCUCUGAAGAAAGACACUAUGGUCUGAGAGCAGCAGAAAUGACUUCACUCCCUUCAAGCAUAAUUCAAGAGGCAAAGACAAUUGCCUCCAAAGUCAGCCAGCAGCUUUUGGCCAAACAUCACAGUGAUCCGGAAACACAGAGACAGAGAGCUGUAUACCACUUGGCCACUCGCCUCCUGCAGACUGCCAGGAACUCCAGACUAGACCCUGACAGCCUGCGUAUGUAUCUGAAGGGCCUGAGGAAGCAGUAUGAGGCAGAGCUGCAGGCCGCGGGGCUGCCAGCAUCCAAGAACACCGAUGAGGAAUGACUGACUCAGCCUUGUUGUAGGGAGGGGCAGUGAAACACUUGGGGAAAAUGAAAGUGACGAUGAUCAUUAGUAAGCAUUUUGUGUCUAUGGAUUUGCUUAUUUCUUACAUUAAAUGCAUUUCUUUGAA